Messenger RNA from Hevea brasiliensis (rubber tree), 1830 nucleotides. RefSeq names its product cytochrome P450 81Q32-like. Gene Ontology annotation, molecular function: oxidoreductase activity, acting on paired donors, with incorporation or reduction of molecular oxygen; heme binding; monooxygenase activity. NCBI's taxonomy places the organism in Eukaryota, Viridiplantae, Streptophyta, Magnoliopsida, Malpighiales, Euphorbiaceae. The transcript is spliced from 2 exons. Bases 86 to 1606 code for a protein of 506 amino acids. The record is from RefSeq and is a predicted model, not a curated record.
CUUUAUUUUAUAUAUGGCAAGAUUCCCACCAAUACUACUUUUCUGUAUAAUGCAUCGAAGCAGGACUUGUAGAUAAGCAACAAGCAUGGAGGAUAAGUUUUUCUGUAUGGUUUUGGCCCUUCCCUUUGUUCUUCUUGCCUUAAACUUCUGGUUACGAACAAGCACACAACACAGAAACCUCCCACCAAGUCCACGCGCUCUUCCAAUUAUAGGUCAUCUCCAUCUGGUCAAUCUUCCCCUCCAUCGAUCUCUCCAUACUCUGUCACAAAAAUAUGGUCCAAUCAUUUCUCUCCGAUUCGGUUCCCGCAGAGUGAUGGUUGUAUCAUCGCCGUCCGCGGUGGAAGAAUGCUUCACCACAAAUGACAUUGUUUUCGCCAAUCGUCCUCCCUUAACCUUGGGCAAGUACAUUUCUUACAAUUGCACCAGCCUUUCAUCAGCCUCAUACGGCGACCACUGGCGCAACCUUCGCCGGAUAAGCACUCUCGAUGUUUUCUCAUCGAAUCGUCUCAACGUUUUCACAGGUAUCAGGAGAGAUGAAAUCAAGAUUUUCCUGAACAAACUCUAUAGUUUCUCGAGCCAUGAUUUUGCUAAGGUAGAGUUGAAACCAAUGCUCAUGGAGCUAACCUUUAACAUAAUCAUGCGCAUGGUCGCCGGGAAGCGGUACAACGGGGAGGAAGUGACAGGAAAGGAUAAGGCAGAGGCAAAGCAAUUCAGGGAGAUGAUGAAAGAGAUUUUUGAAUAUGCUGGAGCUUCAUACCUUGGAGAUUUCUUGCCUUUCUUGCAGUGGUUUGACUACCAGGGUUUUUUGAAUAGAGUGGUGAGACUUGGCAAAAGAACUGAUAGGUUCCUCCAAGAUCUUAUUGACGAGCAUCUGUGUGAUGACAAGGCAAGUUCUGAGAGUAGGAACGAGACCAUGAUCAGCCAUCUUCUCUGUUUGCAAGAAUCACAACCAGAAUACUAUACAGAUGAAAUUAUCAAAGGCCUGAUUCUGGAUAUUGUAUUAGCUGGUACUGAAUCCUCUGCUGGGACAUUAGAAUGGGCAAUGUCCAAUCUACUUAAUCAUCCAGAAGUUUUGGAGAAAGCAAAAAAUGAACUGGACUUACAGAUUGGUGAAGAAAGCAUGAUGGAUGAAUCUGAUCUUUCCAAGCUACCAUAUCUUCAGAAUAUCAUAACAGAGACCCUGAGAUUGCAUCCACCAGGUCCAUUGCUUCUUCCACAUUUAUCAUCUCAAGAGUGCAGUGUUGGAGGAUACCAUGUGGAACCCAAUACGUGGCUGCUUGUUAAUGUAUGGGCUAUACACAGGGACCCUGAGUUUUGGGACGAUGCAAUUGAGUUUAAACCUGAGAGAUUUGAGAGCCCAGGUCAAGGUUCUGAGACUUACAAGUUUAUCCCAUUUGGCUUGGGGAGGAGGUCAUGUCCUGGGAUGGGUCUUGCAAAUCGUGUUAUAGGGUUUUGUUUGGGGUCCAUGGUUCAUUGCUUUGAAUGGAAAAGGGCAAGUGACCAAGAAAUUGACAUGUCUGAAGGAACUGGGCUCUCUAUGCCCAAGGCUGAGCCACUGGAGGCAAUGUGCAGGGCUCGUAAUAUCACGAGGAAUGUGCUAUCUUGAGCAAUUCUUAUCAUUCAUGCAAUUCUUGAGUCCCACAACGGGCUAUAGUUAUUCUAAGGCUACAAACCUUAUUUGGGCCUAGAUGUGUUUGAGCCCAUCGUGAGUGUCAAAAAUCUUAAAGAAUUAAUUGUAGUAUUGUGAGUUCUUAAAUUUGAAUUAUAAAUACUUUAAAUAUUAAAUUAAUUAAUAAAAAAUUAGAUCCGGCAUGUUUAUCAUGAAGCUAA